AUAUAAAAGAGUUCAACUUCUUCACUUCCCAGUUCCCACAGAGUCUUAAUACAUAAACGGAAACCGUUUAAGUCCUUAACUCGCAAUUCAUUUAUUUAUUUGGCAUAUUUCAGGGUCAAAUAGGUAGUGUUACAUAAAUCGUGAUACAUAUUCAAAACUAGUUCAGGAUAAGUGAAUAGUCCUCGCUAACUUCAACAAUAACAGAUACAACAGAUACAACAGCAAUCAGAACUUUUCCAUAGAAUUCAAUUUAUAAACUCUAUUAAUAAUGGAUAAUAAUUAUAAUAAUCUAAACUUUAAUGAUGAAGGUGAUUUACGAUCGUCAACAACUGAUUCUUAUUCAAAUGUUAAUUGCAGUGCUCCUUGCAAUUACAAUAAUAAUAAUGACUGUCCCAUAAUGAAUACCAAUACAUCUGGUAGCGUUACUACAUCUUCGCAAUCUUACUCUACUACAUCAUCAGAUCCCCCGCAUCCCUUACCACAAUAUACUCAACAAAUUCAACAAACUCAACAACCCGUUUAUCAACAAAAUCUUGAAAAUAACAUUCAACAAUACACUACUCAGCCUAUUACCCAGAACGUACCGCAAAAUAAUUACAAUACUUCUCAAACUAAUCAUUUUGAAGUCUUUACGUUUGAAAUUCCCGGGAUCAAAAUUAUCGUUAUACUCACCUCCCCUCCAAUGAUUAAUUCCUCUCAAACGAAUCAGUCUGAAAUCUUUACAUUUGAUAUUCCCGGAUCCAAAGUUAUCAUUAUCCCACUUUCUUUUCAAUGAUUAAUUCCUUUAAAUGAAUCUUUCUGGAAUCUUUAACUUAUUCAUUUGAUUUGAACUCUCUUACUCUCAAAAUAUAUUAUACGCAUUGUUAUUUUCAUAGUUUUAUUCUUUAUUAUUCUUUUAAUUUCAUUGUUUUAUUAUCUCCUAUUUGUAAAAUUAUAUCUAAAUUUCAAAUAAAGUAUUUGUAAAAUCACAUUUAAUAUUAAUAAGAUACCCGUCAAAGUGUCAAAUACUAUUACACGUUUGAUUGAACUAUUCACCAUUCAUUUUGAUUGUUUUUUAUGUAAAACAUGUAAAACAUACAAUUCCAUAUCACUUUGCUUUUCAAAAAUCAAAUCUAAAUUAGGCAACUAAGAUUUCAUAAUGUUACACAAAAAUUCGCGCCACGAUUUUAGUUUAAAAAAGGCCUAUAAUAAAAUAAAAUAAAAUAACAUCUAUUUUA
This is a messenger RNA of Rhizophagus irregularis DAOM 181602=DAOM 197198, 1217 nucleotides long. RefSeq lists its product as uncharacterized. The record is from RefSeq and is a predicted model, not a curated record. Lineage: Eukaryota; Fungi; Glomeromycota; Glomeromycetes; Glomerales; Glomeraceae.